Messenger RNA from Aspergillus viridinutans, 474 nucleotides. RefSeq lists its product as uncharacterized. The coding region runs from base 1 to 474 and encodes 157 amino acids. Lineage: Eukaryota; Fungi; Ascomycota; Eurotiomycetes; Eurotiales; Aspergillaceae. The record is from RefSeq and is a predicted model, not a curated record. The transcript has a single exon.
AUGGGCAAGAAGUCCAAAAAUUCAAACAAUAUACGACGUACUGUGAUUUCGGAAGCUCCUCCCUACCUUCAAGCCGCUGAGAUUUCUGAUUUAGAAAUGGCCGAAUCUACGGAGCCUGUUCCUGACCCUGAUCCUGAGGACAUCUCCGAGGCUAUCCCAGAGGCUGCCCCUGAGCUUGUCCCUGAGCUUGAUGUUCAGGCUGCCCCUGAGCCUGAUCCCAAGCCCAUUCCCAACUCUGCCUUUGAAGCUGCCCCUCAACUUGACCCCAAGUCUGUCUCUAACUUUGGCCGGGAAGAAAUAGACAAGGCAGCAGAAGAGGCUAGUGCCAAGCAACAUGAGGUUACAGAUGCUCCCGCUACUAGAGCCAACAAAGCUCCUGAGCCUGUCUCUAAAAGAGCAGAAGUUACCACUGAAGCACCUACUAUUCUCCCUGAACCUGUCAUUAUUAAAUACAAUCAGCCUAACAUCAGGUAG